This is a messenger RNA of Sardina pilchardus (European sardine), 1984 nucleotides long. RefSeq names its product CCR4-NOT transcription complex, subunit 11 (gene cnot11). NCBI's taxonomy places the organism in Eukaryota, Metazoa, Chordata, Actinopteri, Clupeiformes, Clupeidae. The transcript has 8 exons. The coding region runs from base 196 to 1554 and encodes 452 amino acids. Gene Ontology annotation, cellular component: CCR4-NOT complex. The record is from RefSeq and is a predicted model, not a curated record.
CCCAGAAAUCUGUGCAGCAGUGAAGAAUUAUGGGAAAUGCUAGAUUCGCAUUCUGAUGUGUUGAUGGGGUAAGGCUUGUAGUCAACCGCCAAUUUUGAUUUUUAUCUAUGAAUAAUCCAUCGUAAACACAGAACUUAAACUUUGAUCACGACCGUACUCUCUUAACGACCGGCGAGCGGCUUCUGUGCCCUUCAAAUGACUUCAACGAGAGCCGAUGUUCAGGAGCUGGCUAACCUUCUGGGCAUCAUAUCCGAGGAUGCCUGCAGCAACACCUUCGAGAGCCUGUCCACCGCCUUCCACCACUUCUUCGGCAAAGCCGAGCAUUUCCGAGUGGGCUCGGUGCUGGUGAUGCUGCUCCAGCAACCGGACCUGCUGCCCAGCUCCCCGCAGCGUCUCACGGCCCUCUACCUGCUCUGGGAGAUGUACCGGACCGAACCGCUGGCGGCCAAUCCGUUCGCCGCGGUGUUCGCGCACCUGUUAAACCCGUCACCGGCGGGAGAGGAGCAGGAGAAACCGCUGUCCGGCUUCCUGCCGCCCAUCACGCUGCCGGAGAAGUACUUCCUGUCCCAGCUGAUGCUCGCCCCGCCCCGCGAGCUGUUCAAGAAGACGCCGCGCCAGGUCUCCUGCAUGGACGUGGGCAACACACCCCAGACCAUCGACAUCAGCGGCCUGCAGCUCGCCCUCGCAGAGCGCCAGUCGGAGCUGCCCACUCAGAGCAAGGCCAGUUUUCCCAGCAUCCUCAGCGACGCGGACCCUGACUCGUCCAACUCCGGCUUCGACAGCUCAGUAGCCAAUCAGAUCACAGAGUCUCUAGCCACAGGACCACGCCCCCCAAUGGAGAGUCACUUCCGUCCGGAGCUGAUCCGGCCGCCCCCCCCGCUGCACGUGUGUGAGGACGAGCUGGCGUGGCUGAGCCCGUGUGUGUGUGUGUGUGAGCCGGAGCACUGUGUGCAGUGGGACCGAUCCAUGUGCGUCAGGAACGGCACCGGCCUGGAGACCAAGCGCCUCAUGGCCAAAGCCUUCAAGAGCCCGCUCAGCGCAGCGCAGCAGACACAGCUGCUAGCGGAGCUGGAAAAGGAUCCUAAGCUGGUGUACCACAUCGGUCUGACUCCUGCUAAGCUGCCGGACCUGGUUGAGAACAACCCGCUGGUUGCCAUAGAGAUGCUGCUGAAACUCAUGCCCUCCAGCCAGAUCACCGAGUACUUCAGCGUCCUCGUCAACAUGGACAUGAGCUUACACUCCAUGGAGGUGGUCAACAGGUUAACCACUGCUGUGGACCUGCCCCCAGAGUUCAUCCAUCUCUACAUCUCCAACUGCAUCUCCACCUGUGAGCAGAUCAAAGAUAAAUAUAUGCAGAAUCGCCUGGUGCGUCUGGUGUGUGUGUUCCUGCAGUCUCUGAUCAGGAAUAAGAUCAUCAACGUGCAGGACCUGUUCAUCGAGGUGCAGGCCUUCUGCAUCGAGUUCAGCCGCAUCCGCGAGGCCGCCGGGCUCUUCCGCCUGCUCAAGACGCUGGACAGCGGAGACACUCCUGCUGAGGGCAAACCUCAGAAAUAACACACACACACACACACACACACACACACACACACAUACAGACAUAGAGAAUGCGUAUUAAGGUGCUGCCGGACUUUUCCGUCUGCUCAAGACACUGGACUGUGGAGAUACGCUUGCUGAGGGUAAACCCCAGAACACACACACACACACACACACACACACACACACACACACACACUCACAAGACUCAGCCCAUCUUUAUUGCGUGUUUGAGUGAGCCCCUGAUCGCCUAGAAUUCAGCCAAUUCAUAGACGUGUACACACACACACACACACACACACACACACACACACACACACACACACACUGGUUUGUAUUGGUGCAUGUGGUUAGCAGGCUGCUGUGGCCGUGGAGGUCCCUGUGUGUGUGUGUGUACCUGAGAGUGUGUGUCAUGUUCCUGACCCCGAUUAAAGAGCCAUGUGUGUGUGAA